Messenger RNA from Menidia menidia (Atlantic silverside), 1854 nucleotides. The record is from the annotation of a GenBank genome assembly. NCBI's taxonomy places the organism in Eukaryota, Metazoa, Chordata, Actinopteri, Atheriniformes, Atherinopsidae.
AUGUUGUUAGAAGCAAAGGACGGAGAAGAAACGGUCGUUUUAAAAGCGGCUGCCGCAUCUGUGCAGGUUCAGGUGGAGCCGGUGGGUCGAUGGUUUGAGGCCUACGUGAGAAGGAGAAACAGGAAUGUCUCUGCUUCAUUCCAAGAGCUUGAGGAAGAGGAGGAGUCAUCACAGGAAUCAGAAGAUGAGGAGUUUCAGCUUGAGGAGCAUCCCAUGCUGCGAACACUUGACCCUAAAGAUUGGAAGAAUCAAGAUCAUUAUGCUGUCCUUGGGCUCCCACACUUGAGAUACAAAGCAACGCAGAAACAAAUCAAAGCUGCUCAUAAAGCGAUCGUGUUGAAACACCAUCCAGACAAAAGGAAAGCUGCCGGAGAACAAAUUGUUGAAGGGGACAAUGACUACUUUACCUGUAUAACUAAAGCAAUUGAAACCCUGUCAGACCCCACAAAGAGAAGAGCGUUCGACAGCGUAGACCCGACCUUCGACAACAGCGUGCCUUCCAAGGGCGAAGGCAAAGAGAACUUUUUCGAGGUAUUUUCUCCAGUUUUCGCCAGAAAUGCCAGAUGGUCUUCCAAAAAGCAUGUCCCCAAACUCGGAACGAUGGAGUCAUCUUUCGAGGAAGUGGACAAUUUUUACUCUUUUUGGUACAACUUUGAUUCCUGGAGGGAGUUCUCCUACUUGGAUGAAGAGGAAAAGGAAAAGGCCGAAUGUCGAGAUGAAAGGAGAUGGAUUGAAAAGCAAAACAGAGCCUCCAGAGCGCAGAGGAAGAAGGAGGAGAUGAACAGAAUUCGCACUCUAGUCGACACCGCCUACAGCUGUGACCCCAGAAUAAAGAAGUUCAAAGACGAAGAAAGAGCAAGGAAAGAGUUUGAGAAGAAAGCCAAAGCUGAGGCCAAGAAAAAGGAGCAGGAAGAGAAGGAGAGAGCACGACAGGCAGAGCUGGAAGCAGCACGUUUGGCAAAGGAAAAGGAAGAAGAAGAAGCCAAGCAGGCAGCCCAGCAGGCAAAGAAAGAGAAAGACAUCCAGAAGAAAGCCAUCAAAAAGGAGAGACAGAAACUCAGAACCACCUGCAAGAACUGGAACUACUUUGCUGAGAACGAAACGGACAGCGUGAAAAUGAUGGAGGAAGUGGAGAAACUCUGCGACCGGCUAGAACUGACAAGUCUGCAGUCCUUGAAUGAAGUCCUGGCCUCUGGCUCUAAACAAGAUUGCAAGGCAGCAGUUGAGAAACAGGUGGAGGAGGUCAACGCCCAGAUGCAGAAGGAGAGGGAGGCCGAGUUUCAGGCCAGACAGGCGGCUCGCAGCGCUGAGCAGGCCAGUGGAGGGGGAGGCGGAGGUGGAAAGGGCUGGAACGAGGAAGACCUCCAGCUCCUCAUCAAAGCCGUCAAUCUGUUUCCAGCUGGAACCAACGCCAGAUGGGAAGUUAUCGCCAAUUAUAUGAACUUGCACUCCACCAGCGGCAUAAAGCGGACAGCCAAAGAUGUCAUUAACAAAGCAAAGAAUCUACAAAGACUUGAUCCACUACAGAAAGACGAAAUAAACAGAAAAGCGUUUGAGAAGUUCAAGAAGGAACACUCCUGUGUGCCGCCGUCCAUAGACAACGCUGCACCCUCAGAGAGAUUUGAUGCCUCUGGUAGCGAAAGUAACGCCGCCCCCUGGACCACAGAAGAACAGAAACUUCUGGAACAAGCACUCAAGACCUAUCCAGUCAGCACACCUGAACGCUGGGAGAAGAUAGCUGCUGCUGUUCCUGGACGAAGCAAGAAAGACUGUAUGAAGAGAUACAAGGAACUGGUGGAAAUGGUUAAAGCAAAGAAAGCUGCUCAGGAACAGGUGGCAGGCAGGAAAAAAUGA